Molecule: messenger RNA, 2158 nt
Organism: Pogonomyrmex barbatus (red harvester ant)
Lineage: Eukaryota; Metazoa; Arthropoda; Insecta; Hymenoptera; Formicidae
Gene: MKP-4
Product: dual specificity protein phosphatase MPK-4
Biological process (GO): protein dephosphorylation
Cellular component (GO): nucleus
Molecular function (GO): protein tyrosine/serine/threonine phosphatase activity
Source: RefSeq, a predicted model, not a curated record
UUGCCAACCUUUUCCGCCGGUCAGUGGCCAAGUCUAUUUUUGAACGCCCUGAACGAUGUGACGGGGCGCGAUCAGACGCGAUACGAUAGCAGUAUUCUAUGGCCGGGCGUCACCGGCUCGUCAUGGGGAUCUGAAGACUCCCGGAGAUGAUGCGAGCGAGACCUUUGUCUUCGACUCUCGUCGAAUUGCAGCAGAUGGAUUGUCGCAUUUUGUUGUUUUCUUGGUGUUUGAGACGUUCGAAUUGAAAUCGCGAUCACCAAAGUGCUGAGCAUGGCGCAGGAAGACGCGAAUAAGUUAACAAGAGAAGAUUUUGAUGCUGGCCCAUGCAGUUUUGAUGAGAUCGAGCCAGGUUUGUUCCUGGGUAACCUUACAGCCGCUACAGAUGUUGACUGGCUGAAGGAAGCUGGAAUAACUCAUAUACUAACAAUAGACUCCUGUCCGUUGCCAAGAAAGAUCCAGGAACGUCUUCCGAAUUUAAUCAUAAAGUAUAUUCAAGUGACGGAUAUACCGCGAGAAGAUCUGCUAACGCACUUUGAAGACUCCUACGAGUUCAUCGACCGUGCCCUCGACUCUGAUGGCAAGGUGUUGGUGCAUUGUUACUUCGGUGUGUCACGAUCCGCUACCAUGGUGAUCGCAUACACUAUGAAGAAGCACGAGCUGAGUUUCUCGGAUGCGCUUCAGGCGGUAAAAUCGAAGCGCCGUUUCGUUUCGCCGAAUCCCGGAUUUAUGGCGCAAUUACAGCUCUAUGAGGACAUGGGUUAUGGUGUUGACAGUACGAAUGUACAAUUUAAGAUGUAUCGGUUGCAGAUCGCCGCCGACAAGGUACGAAAGGCUCGUAUUCUUCCCCAAAGCUGCGUCGACUUGGUGAAGCCAGAUCCCGCGUUGACCACUGUGCGUCCCGAGCCGUCGGUUUAUCGUUGUAAAAAAUGUCGUCGCAUCGUAGCAAGCGCCAGCAACAUUUUACCUCACGCACCGCGCGAGAAGCAGAUCUGGCGGCAUAUCAGCGUUAAAAGCGCACCGAAGGACGGCGAGAACUGUGAUAAAUUGAUCCCGAGGAGAGAGGAGCCGACGCGAGUCGAACUUUGCGACAAGAUCUACUUUGUAGAACCAUUAGCCUGGAUGCCCGAUAUUACGCACAACGUCGAGGGAAAGUUGAAUUGCCCUAAAUGUAAUACGAAACUUGGUUCAUACAGCUGGAUCGCUGGCAGCCAAUGUCCCUGCGGCAGUAAGAUUGCACCAGCUUUUUAUCUGGUACCGUCCAAGCUCGACUGGAGCAACGUUGUGCAAAACGUUCAAGUAACGGUAUAGUACUGAGAUGAAAUAAGAAGUAUACUGGAAACUAAAGCAAUCGACCUUGGAAAUUUAGGAUAAGAAUCUUAAAUUUUAUAUUUGAUGAAAUUUUCUCUUUAUAAAAAAGAGAAAAUGAGAAGUUCUUAAUAUUCCAAGGCAAUACAAAUCAUUAAAGAAUGUUGUGAAGAUAUUUGAAAAGCGUCAAAUACUUUUUAGACGUUAUAACAUUUGGAUGCCUUGUAGGAUGCCCUUCCGAUGUUUUUGAAUGUUUGUCUUGUUAAAUUAUGAUGUUAUUAUGGUCCAAGAUGGUUGAUGUAGACAUUGAUAAUAUUUAAUCCUCAGCAGGUAAUAUAAAUCUUCUCGAGCUUUUAAAUUUCAUUCCACGUAAAAUAUCGUCCAAAUUAAACAUUCAUCAAAAGCGUAAAUUUAAUCAUAUCAUUUUAUAAAUGUAAAGGUUUACAUUAUGUAUACGUUACACCUUUACACCAACAUUUUUAUACUACGAAAUCUAAAAAAAAUCUACAUAAUACUUGCUGGGGGUUGAAGAUGACGCAUUUCAAGAGUGAGAUAAAAUACGGAUCAAUAUGUACACCGGUUGACUAUAUUCUAAUCCUGUGCCAAUAUAUAUUUCGAUAUGUGUACAUAUAUACAUGUAUUUGUUACAUAUAUCUGUUGUACUUUUCUUAUUGUGUAUAUAAUCAAUGAAAAAACAUACCGCUCUCCGGUCUCAAUGUUUUUAUUGCACGACGUUGUCUUUACCUAUAUCGUUUACAUAUAUCUGUGUAACUACAAAUAGAAUGCCAUUUUCUCUGUAUAUUCUGUACUUAAAAUAUUGCGAUGUUCUAAUAUACUUCCUCAUAUAACUUAA